Messenger RNA from Vigna unguiculata (cowpea), 1977 nucleotides. RefSeq names its product cysteine-rich receptor-like protein kinase 25. Gene Ontology annotation, molecular function: protein serine/threonine kinase activity; ATP binding. NCBI's taxonomy places the organism in Eukaryota, Viridiplantae, Streptophyta, Magnoliopsida, Fabales, Fabaceae. Gene Ontology annotation, biological process: protein phosphorylation. The record is from RefSeq and is a predicted model, not a curated record. Gene Ontology annotation, cellular component: plasma membrane.
UUCACUUUCUCAACCCUCCAUGAAAAUGCUUCUAUGAUGAAGCACCAAAACCUCAUGGGGAUCAAAACAGAAAUGUUGAAGAACCCUAUUAGGGUUAGUCUUAGCUUCAUGCUCCUCCUUUUCAUCACAACAAGUGCUCAAGCACCAAUUUACAUGAACAGUUUUUGUGACAACUCAACACUUGUUAGUUCUUCAUACAAAGCCAACGUUGAUACCCUUUUCUCAUGGCUAACCACAGACUCAUACGAAAGCGAUGGAUACAACUACACCUCUGUAAAUAGCAACAACCACAACAAUGAUGAUGCUGUUUAUAGAUUGUACAGUUGCAGAUACGACAUCACAGGGUAUUUUUGCAAGUUCUGCAUCACCACUGCUGCGAAUGAACUCUCUCGAAGGUGUUCCAACAGUGUAGGAGCUAUCAUAUGGUAUGACAUAUGCAUCAUCCGUUACACAAACCAAAGCUUCAGUGGCAAAGUUAGUUUAUCGCCAAUAUGGAAUACUACCGGAACCAGAAAAAUCAAGGACUCAUCAGAAGUUAAGAAAACUGAGGAUUCUAUGGAGAGUUUGAUUAGAAAAGCAACGGUGGAGACGAAGAAGUUUUGGGCAGUGGAAGAGUUUGAUUGGGUUGAGAAUGAGAAAAGAUAUGGUUGGGUGCAGUGUGACAGAGGUAUUAAAAAUGAUCAGUGUGGUGAGUGUUUGCAUGCAUUGUUAGACAUUUUUCCACAGUGUUGUUCUACAAAUGUACAGUGGGCAAUUUUUGGUCCAAGUUGUAGCAUCAGGAUGGAUGAUCAAAAUCUCUACCCGAAUUCAGAUGCGAUGAUGUUUGAUGAGGAAUCAUUGAAUGGAGAUCUACCUACAAUCCCAUUAACCGAAGUUCUACAUUGUACUAAUAACUUUUCAGAAGCAUCUAAGUUAGGGGAAGGUGGAUUUGGCCCUGUUUACAAGGGAAUUCUACCAGAUGGAAGACAAAUCGCAGUGAAAAGGCUCUCACAAUUUUCUGGUCAGGGCUCACAGGAGUUCAAAAAUGAAGUAAUGUUUAUAGCCAAAUUGCAACAUCGUAACCUUGUGAGACUUUUGGGGUGCUGUUUGGAGGAAAAUGAGAAGAUGCUUGUAUAUGAGUAUAUGUGUAAUGCAAGCCUUGACUCUCACCUCUUUGGUGAUGAAGAGAAGAGAAAGCAACUUGAUUGGAAACUAAGAUUAAGCAUUAUCAAUGGAAUAGCAAAAGGUAUUUUAUAUCUUCACGAGGACUCUCGACUCAGAGUAAUUCAUAGAGAUCUCAAAGCUAGCAAUGUUCUAUUAGACAGUGAGAUGAAUCCCAAGAUAUCAGAUUUUGGAUUGGCCAGGGCAUUUGAAAUAGGACAGAACCAAGCAAAGACUAAACGAGUAGUGGGCACCUAUGGAUACAUGGCUCCAGAGUAUGCUAUGGAAGGAUUAUUUUCCGUGAAAUCAGAUGUUUUCAGCUUUGGAGUUAUUGUGCUAGAAAUCAUUUGUGGAAGAAAGAACAGUGGAUUCCAUCUAUCAGAACAUGGUCAAAGUCUUCUUUUAUAUGCUUGGAACAUAUGGAGUGGAGGAAAUUGUUUGGAAUUGAUGGACACAGCACUGAUAAAAUCCUUCAUAGCCAGUGAAGUUGUCAAGUGCUUACACGUUGGUUUGCUUUGUGUUCAACAAGAUUUAGCAGAUAGACCAACCAUGUCUAAGGUUGUUCUAAUGCUAGGAAGUGACACAAUGGCCCUUCCAAAACCCAACCACCCUGCAUUUUCUGUUGGAAAAUUGACCUCUAAAGAAAAAUCAACUUUAAGAAGUUCCAAGAAUCUUUCUAUUAAUGAUGUAACAUUCUCAAGCGUUUUAGCAAGAUAAUAGGGAGUGUUUUCCGUUAUUGAAGAAUAUUUAUUCAUUCCAUUUAAAACCAUAACAUUAAUAACAGACAAAUUUGUAAUAUAUUGUUAAUUACUUUUGUUUGUCACUUAGGAAUGCCAA